AUGGUAGAUGUGGGGUCUGUGGGUGCACAUGCAUUGGGCAAUGAGAGUGACCAUGAAGAGAGUGAUGAUUGUGAUAAUGCUGGCAUUGAGUCAUAUCCUUUGGAUGUUAUUUAUGAGAAUGAGGAUGAAGAAGAACAUGAGAUCAAUCAUGGGAUAACAGUCAAUAUCAGAGGUCUUAGUGAUGAAGAGAUUUCUGAUGAUGAAUUGCAUAGUAUUCACAGUGAUGAUGAUUAUGAUGAUGAUGAAGAGGGUGUUGUUACUCAUAAUUUUCCUAACUUUAAACCUAGAAAAGACAUGACAGACUUCAAGUGGGAGAUAGGCAUGAAGUUUGGAAACAGGGAUGAGUUCACAGAUGCAGUAUCUUCCUAUGCAGUAUACUGUGGCAAAAAAAUGAAAUGGGAUAAGCUAGAUCUAUUCAGAGCAAGAGUUGUGUGUAAAUUGGGGUGCCAAUUCUACUUGUAUUGCUCGAAGACUGUUAAUGAUCCUACAUGGCAAUUGAAAUCUGUAAACUUGCAGCGUAGUUGUACUAGGAGUUUGGAAGUUAGAAUGCUCAACUCUACUUGGUUAGCCAAGAGGUUAGUUCCUAAGCUGAAGAGGAACCCUAAGAUGAAGUUGAGGGAGAUAAAGAUGAGAGUAUUGGAGAAAUAUGUUGUCGGGAUCAGUGUUGGUCUUGCGGCUAGGGCAAAGAAAAAAGCAAUGGAUAUUGUGCAAGGCAGUCACAAAGAGCAGUUCAGAAGAUUACAUGACUAUUGUGCAGAGAUAAUGAAAUCUAAUCCCGGGAGUUCUGCUGGAGUUUCAGUUGAAACACCAACUGAUGUCCAUCAAUCAGAGGAUACACCCCCAAGGUCUUUAUCUCCUGUAUUUGAGAGGAUGUAUAUUUGUUUGGAUGCAUGCAAGAAAUCAUUCUCAUUUUGUAGACCCAUCAUUGGGAUAGAUGGAUGUUUCUUGAAAGGUGUUUAUGGAGGACAACUACUUACUGUAGUUGGCAGAGAUCCAAAUGACCAAAUGCUUCCCAUAGCAUAUGCCAUAAUCAAUAGGGAGAACCGGGAGAACUGGACAUGGUUUCUUGGUAGAUUACUAGAAGACAUUGGUUCACACAGAGAAAAUAGAUGGACUUUCAUGAGUGAUCAACAAAAGGGUUUACUGUUGACACUAGAUGAAGAUCUCGAAGGAAUGGAUCACAGGUUUUGUGUUAGGCAUUUAUACAGCAACUUCAAGAAGGUCUUUCCUGGAAGAGAGCUUAAAGAUCUAAUGUGGAAAGCAGCAAGAGCCACAUUACCACAGGAGUGGCUAAGGACAAUGAAAGAGAUUGAGAAGAAAGAUGUAGGAGCUUAUACACGUCUGAUGGGCAUUGAACCAAGAUUUUGGACUAGAUCACACUUCAAUGGACAUCCCAAAUGUGACACCUUGGUUAACAAUAUGUCUGAGACCUUCAACAGUGUGAUUCUAAGUGCAAGGGAAAUGCCUGUUGUGUCAAUGCUCGAGGAAAUCAAGAAUUAUCUAAUGAUAAGGUGGUGUCAAAAUAGAGAAAAAAUUGUUAGGUUUGAAGGAAAUAUAUUGCCAAGGCCAAUGAAGAAGAUUACUGAGAGGUGGGAUGAGAGUGGUAAAUGGCUAUGUAGGUGGGCUGGUGGUAUGAAAUUUGGGGUUUCUAAGAUGAGUGAGACCUUCACUGUCAAUUUGGCUGAAAGAGAGUGUAGUUGCAGACAGUGGGAUAUAUCAGGGCUGCCAUGUUGCCAUGCGAUUAACUGUAUCAAUUUCAAGCAUCACAACAUUGAAGACUAUGUACCUAUAUGUUUCAAGAAACCAGCAUAUGAGAGAUGCUAUGAUAAUAUUAUUGAGCCAACUAAUGGUCCAAAUCAAUGGGAUGAUACCAAACUUCCUGAUAUAUUGCCACCACCAACCAAAAAAGUACUGGGCAGGCCUAAGAAAAGGAGAAGACUAGAACAAGAUGAGAUCAGAUCAACAAUGAAGAAAAGUAGAGUUGCCACACCAAUGAGAUGUCAUAGAUGUGGGAUCACAGGACAUAAUGUAAGGACUUGCAAGGCUGAAGUUACAGCUUCAAACCAAGUUGAUGGUGGAAUUGUGAUUGGCAGAGGACAGAAUAGAGGAAAAGGACAUGCUAGAGGAAGAGGGAGAGAGGCAGGUGGAAGGAGGAAUAGAGUACCUAGAACAAGAGGAGGACAUACUAGAGGAAGAGGGAGAGGGUCAGGUGGAAGAAGUGGCAGAGGUCCAGCUAUAGUUUGUAAUGCAGGACAAGCCAAUAAUCCUAGCAGAUUUAGGGAAGUAGCUGGGAGGAUCCAUCCACAUAUGGUUAACUACCUUAACGAGUGUAACUUCAACAGAACUGACAUGAGAAGAGGCUCAGCAAUGGAACAUCAAACUUAUGUUGGUUAUCAUGCGGAGAGCUCUUCAAGUGCGCAAACGAGGCUGGAUGAAAAUACCUAUCCAAGUCAACAAUCCACUAUUGAUAUGAUGAAUAUUGUAAUGGCUUAUGUCCAACUUUUGGAUUUCUUGAAAACUUCUUUGAUCGAUUUCGUCGAACUGAUGAUAUCAAUCUUGCAGUCAACCAUUUUGGAAUAG
Messenger RNA from Tripterygium wilfordii, 2580 nucleotides. RefSeq lists its product as uncharacterized. The transcript has 5 exons. The record is from RefSeq and is a predicted model, not a curated record. Gene Ontology annotation, molecular function: zinc ion binding; nucleic acid binding. The coding region runs from base 1 to 2580 and encodes 859 amino acids. Lineage: Eukaryota; Viridiplantae; Streptophyta; Magnoliopsida; Celastrales; Celastraceae.